Molecule: messenger RNA, 2975 nt
Organism: Amaranthus tricolor (Joseph's coat)
Lineage: Eukaryota; Viridiplantae; Streptophyta; Magnoliopsida; Caryophyllales; Amaranthaceae
Product: pentatricopeptide repeat-containing protein At1g79490, mitochondrial
Exons: 1
Coding region: 199-2664 (821 amino acids)
Molecular function (GO): protein binding
Source: RefSeq, a predicted model, not a curated record
AAAUUUAUGGUAAAGAUUAAAUUAUCAACCGAUAUAUAAAAGAAAAAUAAUUCUAUGCUUGCACUAUCAAAACAAAAAUUGACCGCACAGGGGUUUAGGGCUUUUUGAAUUAGGGUUGCAAACGUAAGAUUUUGAAUGAUCUGAUACACAUGGAUUGAAUUUGUCGACGCAAAUCGUUAGUUCACAGUAGACUGUAACAUGCUUCAUUGUAGAAUUUUGUGCCGGAGAAACCUCACUCUCCGCCGCAAAUAUCCCAGUUGUGUUGCUUCUGUUUACACGCACAAUCCUAAUUCAGGUGACAUUUUAGAAAAUGAUCACAAAAGAUUGUUCAAAUCGUUGCCAAUUCAUCUGGUUUCCCGUUCAAUUUUUCAUACUAUCAGCAUAGAAAAAACCCCUAAAUUUGUAAGAAGCUAUUGUACUAAGAACCCUAAUUCCAGCGAAUGGACUGAGGAAAUAGAGUAUUUAGAUGAAAAGGGAGGUGUUCUUUACACUGGUAAAGGUGUUCGUUCCGUCGAACCUGGUAUUGAUGACCAUGUAAUGUCUGGUGGGAUUAAGAAGCCAUUUUUGAAUGCUUCAGCAGUAACAAAACUUGUAGAGAUAGUCAAGAGAUGGAAAUGGGGACCUGAAAUGGAAACCCAGUUGGAUAACCUUCAAUUUGUACCUAAGAUAACUCAUGUUAUUCAAGCAAUUAAGAUUAUCAAUGAUGGUGAUAUGUCAAUGAGCUUGUUCCAAUGGGCUAAGAGGCAAUCAUGGUAUGUUCCUAAUGAUGAAUGCUAUUUACUAUUGUUAGAUUCAUUGAAUAAAAGUAGGGAUUUUGAUAGAAUUCAAUCAUUGUUUGAUAUCAUGAUUCAUGAUUCUGUUGAUACUGGUAUUGCUUCUUUAAGUGCUUAUAAUCUUGUUAUUGAGUUUUUAGCCAAGGCUGAGAAAUUAGAGUCGUCAUAUUAUUGUUUUAAGAAGAUUCAGGAAGCUGGUUGUAAAAUUGAUACACAAACUUAUAACCAUCUUAUAGGCUUGUAUUUGAAUAAGGGUUUGCCUUAUAAGGCGGUCGAGGUGUAUGAGAGUAUGGAAGCAUGUGAAUGCUUGUUAGAUAGGUCGACUUAUGAGUUAAUGAUACCAAGCUUGGCGAGAUCUGGUCGCCUGGAUGCUGCUCUUAAACUUUUUCAGGAAAUGAAGCAGCGGAAUAUUCGUCCUAGCUUUCCCAUUUUCACAUCUUUGGUUGAUUUGAUGGGAAAAGCGGGGAGGUUGGAAAUGUCGAUGAAGUUGUAUAGGGAAAUGCAGGGCUUUGGAUAUAGGCCAUCGGCCACAAUGUUUGUUUCACUAAUAGAGUCUUUUGUCAAGGCUGGGAAGCUAGAAGCAGCUCUUGGGCUUUGGGAUGAAAUGAAGGAUGCUGGUUUUAGGCCAAACUAUGGACUUUACACUAUGGUUGUUGAAUCUCAUGCGAAGUCGGGGAAGCUUGAAAUCGCAACUUCUAUAUUUCUGGAUAUGGAGAAUGCAGGAUUUCUACCUACCCCAUCGACUUACUCAUGUCUAUUGGAAAUGCAUGCUGCCUCUGGACAAGUUGAUCCUGCUAUGAAACUGUAUAAUUCAAUGACAAAUGCGGGUUUAAGACCGAGUCUUAGUACUUGUAUGUCACUUUUGACCCUUUUAGCUAGUAAGAAGCUUGUAGAUGUAGCUGCCAAAAUUCUGCUCGAAAUGAAAGCCAUGGGAUAUCCUGCCGAUGUUAGUGCUAGUGAUGUACUUAUGGUCUAUAUCAAUAAUGGGUCUGUUGAUCUUGCUUUGAGGUGGCUACGGUUCAUGAGUUCAUCUGGGAUAAGGACCAAUAGCUUCAUUAUCAGACAACUCUUCGAGUCAUGUAUGAAAAAUGGAUUGUAUGAUUCUGCCAAGCCUCUUCUUGAAACAUAUGUGAACGCGGCUGCAAAAGUCGAUCUUAUAUUGUACACUUCAAUUCUAGCUCAUCUUGUGAGAUGUCAGGAUGAGCAAAGUGAGAAGCAUUUGAUGUCCAUUCUUAGUACAACAAAGCAUAAGGCACAUGCCUUCAUGUGCGGUCUCUUCACCGGUCCAGAGCAAAGAAAACAACCCGUUUUAUCUUUUGUUCGGGAAUUCUUUCAAGGAAUCGAUUAUGAAUUAGAAGAGGGGGCUGCUAAGUAUUUCGUGAACGUACUCCUCAAUUAUCUUGUCUUAAUGGGGCAGAUAAAUCGUGCACGUUGUAUUUGGAAAGUUUCUUACGAGAAUAAGCUUUUCCCAAAGGCAAUAGUCUUUGAUCAGCAUAUUGCUUGGUCCCUUGAUGUCAGAAACUUAUCAGUCGGAGCUGCCCUCAUUGCUGUUGUUCACACCCUUCAUCGGUUUAGGAAACGAAUGCUUUAUUAUGGUGUCGUACCUCGAAGGAUUAAACUUGUUACCGGACCAACUCUGAAGAUUGUAGUUGCCCAAAUGUUGAGCUCCGUUGAUUCUCCAUUUGAAGUUAGUAAAGUUGUUUUGAGAGCUCCAGGUGAUUCCGUCUUGGAAUGGUUUAAGAAACCUAUUGUCCAAAAGUUCCUAUUAAACGAGAUUCCAUCUCGAGCUGAUAUUUUGAUGCACAGGUUGAAUAUAUUGUUUCCCAGCUCCGCGCCAGAAAUGCGAUCUUUAUCCCCACCUAAGUCUCUUCUUGGAGGCAAGACAUCUUGAAUCGUGGUGUACUAUACAUACAUACAUAUAGUUUUGAGAAUCGGGUCUUAUCUCAGCUGAAGCAUGUACAACUUUCCAAAGGUGGAACUUGUUCGUUUCUCAUUGCCCUACUCUCCCUAACCUGCUCCUCUCCUUAGCCUACCCUGUAACCGAAGAAAAGUCGAGAAUUAGAUACCUAUUGAUUCUAGCUUUGUUGUACCGGUAUUCCAAUUUGUUAGAACUUGAUAUCAACCUUUUGCUAGUGACUUCCAUUAUUGUAAACAAUGAUGCUCCAUUUUAAGUGUUGUAUAUAUGGUUAUAUGUUUUAUGGU